Messenger RNA from Camelus dromedarius (Arabian camel), 10554 nucleotides. RefSeq names its product immunoglobulin like and fibronectin type III domain containing 1 (gene IGFN1). Gene Ontology annotation, molecular function: protein binding. The record is from RefSeq and is a predicted model, not a curated record. Lineage: Eukaryota; Metazoa; Chordata; Mammalia; Artiodactyla; Camelidae.
CAGGGCGGCAGCUCCAGCCGGCUCCCACUCCAGAGUGGCGGAGGCCCCAGCACGUGGGAGGGGUGGGGUCUUCCUGAGCAAUUCUGUCUUCUGUUCUCAGCAGAUCCGUCACCCUCCUCAGCAGCCAAAGACGAGCCAGCAGGAUGGCAGGCAAGCCCCUCAAGAAGCCCUCCAUGCCGGGGGUGAGCAUCCGGCAGCUGGUGGAGGACGUCCCUGAAGGGUGCAGCCUGCCGGACUUUGAGCAGAAGCCUGUCACCCUGGCUCUCCUGGAGGGAAAAAACGCCAUCUUUCGGGCCGUGGUCUGUGGGGAGCCCAGACCCGAGGUGAGCUGGCAGUGCUCCAAAGGUGACCUCAGUAAUUCCAGCAAGUACCAGAUCUCGUCCACCCCCGGCAGCAAGGAGCACGUGCUGCAGAUCAACAAGCUGACGGGUGACGACAUGGACCUGUACCGCUGCACAGCAGUGAACGCGUACGGGGAGGCCAUGUGCUCGGCGAGGCUCACGGUCAUAGAAGUUGGCUUUCGGAAGAAUCGGAAGAGGCAAAAGGAGCCCCAAGAGGACCUCAAGAAGGAGCUGAUGGAUUUCCGGAAGAUGCUGAAAAAGAGGGCCCCGUCUCCCGUCCACGAGAAGGUGGACCUGGAGCAGGUGUGGCAGCUGCUGAUGACGGCGGACCGGAAGGACUAUGAGAAGAUCUGCCUCAAGUACGGCAUCGUGGACUUCCGCGGCAUGCUGCGCCGGCUGCAGCAGAUGCACAAGGAGCGAGAGGAGAAGCUGGCACCGUACCUCAAUGCCAUCCUCAACCUGAGACACAUCACAGUUAACAAGGAGGGCGUCGCGAUAUUUGACCUGGAGCUGGAUCUCAAGAGUCCCAAGAGCAAGAUUUACCUCUAUAAGGAUGGCAAGAUGGUCCCCUAUGGCUUCGACAACCAGACCAAGCACUGUCUGCGGCAUCUGGGGAGGCACUACCAAUUCCAGAUCCGGGACCUACGGCCUGAGGACGCUGGCAUUUACCAGGUUAGGGUGGAGGAUGCUGAGGUCUUCUCCACGGAGCUGGAGGCCAGCGACAUCCCCCUCAGAGUGGUGGUUCCGCUGGCGGACGCCCGCUGUGAGGAGCACGGCGAUGCGGUCUUCGAGUGCACGCUCUCCAGCCCCUGCCCCAGCGCCGCCUGGAGUUUCCAGCACCGGCCGCUCCGGCUCAGUGACAAGUACGAGGUGUUCGUGUCCUCUGAUGGCCUGACCCACCGGCUGGUGGUGAGAGGCGCCCGCUUCGCAGACAUGGGCCUCUAUUCCCUGGGCACCAAGCUCCACGCCUCCAGCGCCUGGCUGGUGGUUGAAGCUGGGAAGGAUAAAAGCCUUCUGGCCGCAAGCGCUGACCGCCAGCUGCAGGCACAGGGAGCCCAGACCCCAGAAGAUUCCAGGAGCGUCCAAGGCGAGGAGGGGAGACCCAGAGAGCACGACCCCAUGGGGGUCUCCCUCCAGGCACCCAGGCUGGCGUCCGGGCGCACAGCCAGCCCAGACAGAGGUGGCCUGGGUGGGCACGGCUUCUCCCUGAUGGAGGUCGAGGAGGCAGCUGACUCAGCCUGGGGCCCUGGGCAGGCAAGAGAGGGCUUCCUGGAAGAAGAGGGCAGAGUCACUCCUCUUAGGGAAGAUCAGCUCCAUAGAGAGGAAGGUGGGGCCGGGAGCCUUCCAGGGGCUCCCCGUCUGCAGAGGGAGGGCCUGGGAUCAGGGCUGGGCCUCCCGGAAGGGCAGCAGCAAGAUGCUAGCAGAGACAGAGAAGGGGACAGAUAUGCUGGCAUGGCGGAAAGCUGGGAGGCAGGGUCUGGGCAUCCUCAGGUGGGAGGACGGGGGCACAGCGGGGAAGGGAAGGAGCCCAGACAGGACCAUGGGAGCCGACUGGAUGGGCAUGGCCUGGAGCGGCCCUGGGGCGCUCAGCUGGGACCUGGGAUGGGAGCGCAGGCCCUGCGGGGAUCCCAGGCUGAUCCCUUGGGGUCUUGGUCAGGAGGGGAAGGGACGGAGAGGAUUCUGCAGGGGGACAGCCUGGAUGAGAUGGAGGGAAGGGGUAGUCUGAGCGGGAAAGUGGGCAGAGGAGCCUCGAGGGCAGCCUGGGGCAGCGGGACUGGCCUGGGGGAAGCUGGAGGCAGUGGCUGGGAGGGCUCACUGCAGGAGGCAGGUGCUGGGGGCCCAGGGGCUCCCAAGGGCUGGGAAAUGGGCCUACAGGGGCUCAGGGGAAGGGCAGGCCGGGAGACGGCAGGGGCCUCUGGUGAGGCUGGGGAAGAUUCUAGAAGCCCCCAGCAUUCUCAAGCCUGGACAGCUGGUGAUGGCUCAGGGGGGCCAGGAGGAGUGGGAUCUGGUCCUGCUGGUUGGCAAGUGGCCUCCGGGGCGCCUGGGGGGACAGAAUCUGACAAGGGCUCUGGUUACAGGCAUGGGUCGCUGGUGCUCGGAGGAAUGUGGCCUGGAAACCAGGAUGGUUACGGUCCUGGCAGAAGCGGGUCUGAGGGACUUUCCAGUCUCCAGAGUGGCUCAGGUGGCCCUGACGGAGGGCCGGAGGGUGAAGCUGGGCUGCGUGCAGGGGCCAGGGCUGUAUCCGGAGGCGGGGGGGACACCAGCCCUGUGCGAGGGCAUCGUCCCGAUGGUGGUCUGGGGAGUCCCGGGACAGCAGGCUCUGUGGGUAGAGGUGGCCUCGGGUCCCCUGUCACUGUGGGGACUGCUGGGGAGGGCCAUGGGCAUGCAGGAGCUGAACCAGGGGGCUCUAGAAGAGGACGGCCUUGGAGUCGGGAUGCAGAUCACGGGGGCCUCGGAGCCUCCAGAGAAGGAGGCCACAAAGACGGCCCUGGGGGCCCAGGGCCUCUGAGCACAGCAGGUAGAGUGAGUGAUGGGGACGGGGCCUCUAGAGCGGGCUCUGGCUACCGGGACGAUGCCAGGCUCCCCAAGGCACUGGCUUCUCACGCUGGGACGCCUUCCGUGAGCUGGGGGGCUUCUGGGUCAGGCAAAGUGCUGGGUUAUGGGGAUGGAUCAGGAAUUCCAGGACCUCAGCAAAUAGGAGGCGAAACAGCUUAUGGAGGAAGGUCAAGGGGUCUUGGGCCUGAGGGGAGGGAGCCAAGCAGUGAAGCAGGUUUUAGAGAUGGUUCGGGGGGUCUCAGAGGGAUGGGGUCAGGGGGUGAGGCUGGUUACAGGGAUGGUUUAGGGGGUUCUGGGGAAGUGGGGUCAGGGGGUGAGGCUGGUUACAGGGAUGGCUUAGGGGGUUCUGGGGAAGUGGGGUCAGGGGGUGAGGCAGGGUAUAAGGGUGGUUCGGGGGGUCUUAGAGGAAUGGGGUCAGGGGGUGAGGCUGGUUACAGGGAUGGUUUAGGGGGUUCUGGGGAAGUGGGGUCAGGGGGUGAGGCUGGUUACAGGGAUGGUUUAGGGGGUUCUGGGGAAGUGGGGUUAGGGGGUGAGGCAGGGUAUAAGGGUGGUUCGGGGGGUCUUAGAGGAAUGGGGUCAGGGGGUGAGGCUGGUUACAGGGAUGGUUUAGGGGGUUCUGGGGAAGUGGGGUCAGGGGGUGAGGCUGGUUACAGGGAUGGUUUAGGGGGUUCUGGGGAAGUGGGGUUAGGGGGUGAGGCAGGGUAUAAGGGUGGUUCGGGGGGUCCUAGAGGAAUGGGGUCAAGCGGUGAGGCUGGUUACAGGGAUGGUUUAGGGGGUUCUGGGGAAGUGGGGUCAGGGGGUGAGGCAGGGUAUAAGGGUGGUUCGGGGGGUCUUAGAGGAAUGGGGUCAGGGGGUGAGGCUGGUUACAGGGAUGGUUUAGGGGGUUCUGGGGAAGUGGGGUCAGGGGGUGAGGCUGGUUACAGGGAUGGUUUAGGGGGUUCUGGGGAAGUGGGGUUAGGGGGUGAGGCAGGGUAUAAGGGUGGUUCGGGGGGUCUUAGAGGAAUGGGGUCAGGGGGUGAGGCUGGUUACAGGGAUGGUUUAGGGGGUUCUGGGGAAGUGGGGUCAGGGGGUGAGGCUGGUUACAGGGAUGGUUUAGGGGGUUCUGGGGAAGUGGGGUUAGGGGAUGAGGCAGGGUAUAAGGGUGGUUCGGGGGGUCUUAGAGGAAUGGGGUCAAGGGGUGAGGCUGGUUACAGGGAUGGUUUAGGGGGUUCUGGGGAAGUGGGGUUAGGGGGUGAGGCAGGGUAUAAGGAUGGUUCAGGGGGUCUUAGAGGAAUGGGGUCAGGGGGUGAGGCUGGUUACAGGGAUGGUUUAGGGGGUUCUGGGGAAGUGGGGUCAGGGGGUGAGGCUGGUUACAGGGAUGGUUUAGGGGGUUCUGGGGAAGUGGGGUUAGGGGGUGAGGCAGGGUAUAAGGGUGUUUCGGGGGGUCUUAGAGGAAUGGGGUCAAGGGGUGAGGCUGGUUACAGGGAUGGUUUAGGGGGUUCUGGGGAAGUGGGGUUAGGGGGUGAGGCAGGGUAUAAGGGUGGUUCGGGGGGUCUUAGAGGAAUGGGGUCAGGGGGUGAGGCUGGUUACAGGGAUGGUUUAGGGGGUUCUGGGGAAGUGGGGUCAGGGGGUGAGGCUGGUUACAGGGAUGGUUUAGGGGGUUCUGGGGAAGUGGGGUCAGGGGGUGAGGCAGGGUAUAAGGGUGGUUUGGGGGGUCCUAGAGGAAUGGGGUCAGGGGGUGAAGCUGGUUACAGGGAUGGUUUAGGGGGUUCUGGGGAAGUGGGGUUAGGGGGUGAGGCAGGGUAUAAGAGUGGUUCGGGGGGUCUUAGAGCAAUGGGGUCAGGGGGUGAGGCUGGUUACAGGGAUGGUUUAGGGGGUUCUGGGGAAGUGGGGUUAGGGGGUGAGGCAGGGUAUAAGGGUGUUUCGGGGGGUCUUAGAGGAAUGGGGUCAAGGGGUGAGGCUGGUUACAGGGAUGGUUUAGGGGGUUCUGGGGAAGUGGGGUUAGGGGGUGAGGCAGGGUAUAAGGGUGGUUCGGGGGGUCUUAGAGGAAUGGGGUCAGGGGGUGAGGCUGGUUACAGGGAUGGUUUAGGGGGUUCUGGGGAAGUGGGGUCAGGGGGUGAGGCAGGGUAUAAGGGUGUUUCGGGGGGUCUUAGAGGAAUGGGGUCAAGGGGUGAGGCUGGUUACAGGGAUGGUUUAGGGGGUUCUGGGGAAGUGGGGUUAGGGGGUGAGGCAGGGUAUAAGGGUGGUUCGGGGGGUCUUAGAGCAAUGGGGUCAGGGGGUGAGGCUGGUUACAGGGAUGGUUUAGGGGGUUCUGGGGAAGUGGGGUCAGGGGGUGAGGCAGGGUAUAAGGGUGGUUCGGGGGAUCUUAGAGGAAUGGGGUCAAGGGGUGAGGCUGGUUACAGGGAUGGUUUAGGGGGUUCUGGGGAAGUGGGGUUAGGUGGUGAGGCAGGGUAUAAGGAUGGUUCGGGGGGUCUUAGAGAAAUGGGGUCAUGGGGUGAGGCUGGUUACAGGGAUGGUUUAGGGGGUUCUGGGGAAGUGGGGUCAGGGGGUGAGGCUGGUUACAGGGAUGGUUUAGGGGGUUCUGGGGAAGUGGGGUUAGGGGGUGAGGCAGGGUAUAAGUGUGGUUUGGGGGGUCCUAGAGGAAUGGGGUCAGGGGGUGAGGCUGGUUACAGGGAUGGUUUAGGGGGUUCUGGGGAAGUGGGGUCAGGGGGUGAGGCAGGGUAUAAGGAUGGGUCAGGGGGUGAGGCUGGUUACAGGGAUGGUUUAGGGGGUUCUGGGGAAGUGGGGUUAGGGGGUGAGGCAGGGUAUAAGGAUGGUUCAGGGGGUCUUAGAGGAAUGGGGUCAGGGGGUGAGGCUGGUUACAGGGAUGGUUUAGGGGGUUCUGGGGAAGUGGGGUUAGGGGGUGAGGCAGGGUAUAAGGGUGGUUCGGGGGGUCUUAGAGGAAUAGGGUCAGGGGGUGAGGCUGGUUACAGGGAUGGUUUAGGGGGUUCUGGGGAAGUGGGGUCAGGGGGUGAGGCAGGGUAUAAGGAUGGUUCAGGGGGUCUUAGAGGAAUGGGGGCAGGGGAUGAGGCAGGUUACAGAGAUGGUUUAGGGGGUUCUGGGGACGUAGGGGCAGGGGGUGAGGCAGGUUACAGGGAUGGAUCAGGGGGUCUUAGAGGAAUAGGGUCAGGGAGUAAAGGAGGUUAUAGGGGAGACUCGAGAGGAUCUGGGGGGAAAGGUCCAGGGGGUGAGAUGGGCUGCAGAGAUGGUUCAGGGCGGUUUGGAGUAACAGACUCACUGGCUGGAAUGGGACAUGAGGGUGGACCCAGAGGUCAAGAACCCAGGGGGCACCAGCCAGGAUACUGGUCAGCAUCGGAGGGGUCUUAUGGUGGCACAGGCCCCAAGGAUGGUCCAGAGAGGGGCAGUGGGACGGAGCUUAUGGGAGGGGCAGGUGCUGGGCUGGGCUCCAGGAAGGCUGGAACAGUGGACACCACUGAUGGCACAGCACAGGGGGACGGCCCCAAGGGCCUGGGGAUGCAGGGCACUCACGGAGGACCACAGGCUCUUUUAGAUGGGCAGGGCUCUGUGAGUGGCUUGGGGGCCUCUGGCUCCUCGGGCAGCCCUGAGGCGCUGGGGGCUAUUGUCUCUGAGGGACAGUCAGGCAUCAGAGGGCGGCAGAAGGGCUCUGGGCUCCGAGAGUCCCCUGGGAACAGAGAGGCUCCCAGUGAGAAGGGCAGGGCUGCAGGCCGUGCAAGGGGUGUGGGAGCUUCUGGGUUUCCUGAUGGUCCGGGGGCAGUGCAGGACAAGACCUGGGCAGGGACCGCUGCUCUGGAAUCCCAGCGUGACCCUGACUUCUGGGAAGCAGGGCCAGGGGCAGCAGACGGGGGUCCAGCAACUGGCCAGGGUGGGUUGGCACCUCAGGGUCUUGAGACCACACCCCUGGGAGGCAGGAGGUUUGGGGCAGGGUGGGGGGGCUCAGCAGGUGCAGGCCAGGGUCUAGACAGCGGCCAGAUGCCCAGGAAAAUGGGCGAAUCAAUGCUAGGGUCUGCUGAUGGGCGUGGGAUCAGCGACUCUUGGGGCCCAGGCUGGGAAGACCAGGGGUCUGGCCAAGGCAGCACGGGUGCCAGGGGUGGGCCCCCAGGCUCCAGGGUUUCAAGCUCCCGGCAAGAGGAAGAUGCCACUUUUGGGGGGUCCCGUGAAGGGCCUGAGGGUUCUGGGGGCUGGGGUGGGCAAAGCCCAGGGUUUCUGGAUGGCAAAGCUUCUGGUCUGGGACGGGGCAGGGCUAGCGGCCCAGGGGACGCAGGUGUCCCAAGAAGGGGGGCUUCUGCGGAGGGGGAGAAUGACCCCACUCAGAAGCCUGGGAGUCUGGGGCGCCAGGGAGCCAGGGAGGGCCUAGGUGGUCUCCUUGGCAGAAAAGACUCUGCAGACAGAUCAGGGGGGAUCCAGGGGCCUGGCUCGCAGCUGGAAAAAGGACAGAGGGGAGGAAGGGGGUCCCUAGUGGGGCAGGCAUCCCUGGAGGCUGAGGAUGACAGAGCCCAAGGUCCAGGUGCCCUAAAGGAGCACGAGGGCCACGGAGCAGAGGAGUCUGGUGGGCCAGAAAGGAGGCCCGGCCCAUUCAGGAGUAGGACUCAGACGUGGUCGAGGGUCGAGGUUGGACCAGCAACGAGAGGCCUGGAGCAGCUGCCUGGAGGAGAGGACGUGGGGUGCCCGGGGGAGCCCCCGAGCCAUGCUGGCAGCAGGAGAGGCGGCAAAGAGGGCGGAUUGGACGCCCAUGGCCAGAGAAGCGAUGCCGCCCGCAGUCCCAGAUCCAGACACAAGCCUGGCGCUGGUGGUUUCUCCGAGGAGGCUCAAGGCACCGCAGGCCACUUCUCCCAGGGCCUGGCUGACACGGAGGUGCAGCAGGGGGAGGACGCCGUGCUCUCCUGCACCCUCACCCGUGACCUGGGGCCUGGAGCCUGGUUUAAGGAUGGUGUCAAGCUCAGCACCCAGGACGGAGUCAUCUUUGAGCAGGAUGGGCUCGCGCACAGGCUCCUCAUCGCCCACGUGCAGGGGACCCAGGCCGGGAGGUACUCCUUCGUGGCCGGCAACCAGCAGAGUGAGGCCACACUGACCGUCCGCGACCCCCCGAUCAUCGCUCCAGACGUGACAGAGAAGCUGAGGGAGCCACUGGUGGUCAAGGCGGGGAAGCCAGCGACCAUGAAGGUCCCCUUCCAGAGCCGCCUCCCGGUUCAGGCCACCUGGAGGAAGGACGGGGCUGAGGUGGCAGGCGGCGACAGCAGAGGGGCCCAGGUGGUCGUGGGGGACAGCUUCACACGGCUGUGCCUCCCCAGCGCCGACAGGAAGGACCGAGGCCAGUACAGCGUGACGCUGAGGAGCGAGGGCGGCUCUGUGCAGGCCGAGCUCACCCUGCAAGUCCUAGACAAGCCCCAGCCCCCGCAGGGCCCCCUGGAAGUACAAGAUUGCCACGGGGCUGGCGUCUGCCUCCGCUGGCAGCCCCCAAGGGACGACGGGGGCCAGGCCCUAGAGCACUACGUGGUAGAGAGGCAGCAGGCCGGCCGGAGCACUUGGCUGAAGCUGGGCGAGACCCCAGCAGACAGCACCACAUUCACGGACAUCCACGCGGAGCAGGGCAAGAAGUACACCUUCCGCGUGCGGGCUGUGACGGCGGAGGGGCCCGGGGAGGCCCUGCAGUCCGAGGAGGUGCUGGUGGCUCCCGAGGCUCUUCCCGGGCCCCCGUCCCCACCGGCCAUCCUGUCAGCCUCCAGCCAGAGCAUCACACUGUCGUGGACGGCGCCGCGGGGCCCAGGCAGCUCCCACAUCCUGGGCUACCUCAUCGAGAAACGCAAGAAGGGAAGUAACACCUGGACGGCCGUGAACCAGCAACCGGUGCCUGAGAAGAAGUGGACGGUGGCGGACCUGCGGCAGGGCUGUCAGUACGAGUUCCGGGUCACGGCCGUGGCUCCCUCUGGCCUCGGACAGCCUGGGCCCCCAUCAGAGGCCGUCUUCGCUCGGGACCCCAUGAGACCCCCUGGGCCUGUGAGGGAUCUCCAGGUCAUAGACACGUCCCACACCAGCAUCACCCUGAGCUGGGCCCGGCCGGACACACAGGAUGGAGAUGAAGCCCAGGGCUACGUGGUGGAGCUGUGCGGCUCGGACAGCCUUCAGUGGAGCCCGUGCCACAUGGGCACCGUGCCUGGACCCACCUACACAGCCCGAGGGCUUCGGCCCCGAGAGGGCUACUUCGUGCGGGUGACAGCAGUUAAUGACGGGGGCCGCGGCCAGCCCAUGACCCUGGACACCGUAGUGCAGGCCAUGCCUGUUACUGUCUGUCCCAAGUUCCUCAUGGACGCCACCAUGAAGGACUCGAUGACGGUCAGAGCUGGGGACACUGUUCGCGUGCCUGUCUACUUUGAGGCCAACCCCUUGCCGGAGGUGACCUGGCUAAAGGAUGGCUUGCCCUUGCCUAAAAGAAGCGUGACCUCCACCAAGGAUGGCCUCACCCAGCUCCUGGUCCCCGUGGCCAGCCUCGCGGACAGCGGCCUCUACACUGUGGUACUGAGGAGCCUGCGGGGGGAGGAGGCCACCUACAGCUUCCGCCUCACGGUGGCAGCGCGCCCGCGGCCGCCGGGGCCCAUCGUCCUGCGGGCCGGCGCGCUGGGCUCGGUGACGGCCGAGUGGGCGCCGUCCCCCGACGAGGCGGAGGCAGGGGCCGCGCCGCUGCACUACUCGGUGCUGCUGCGCUCAUCGGCCGACGCGCGCUGGCGCCCCGCGGCCGAGCGCCUGCACACCUGCCGCUUCACCCUGGUGGACCUCGUCCCGGGCCACGAGUACCACUUCCGCGUGGUGGCCAGCAACGAGCUGGGCGCCAGCGAGCCUUCGGACACGCGCCAGCCCUGGGUCGUCCCGCGGCCGCCGCCAGACAAGUUCACGGUGAAGGUUCCCAGCUACCGCGAGCCAGACCUGAGCCAGAAGCCCCGCUUCCUGGUGGGCCUGCGGACCCACCUGCUGCCCCUGGGCUGCGAGUGCUGCAUGACCUGCGCAGUGCAGGGCUGGCCCCGGCCCCGCGUCACCUGGUUCAAGAACGACCAGAGCCUGGCAGGGAGCCCCGCCGUGUACAGCACCGACGUGCUGGGCGUCUGCUCCCUGGUCAUCCCCAGCGUCUCCGCUGCGGACAGCGGCGAGUACAAGGCAGUGGCCGAGAACCCUCUGGGCCAGGCUGUCAGCACCGCCAAGCUCAUCGUUGUAGAAUCUAACCCCUAGCCCCGCCUCCCCCUGCAAUGGCCUCGCCCAGCCCCGCAGCCCUGAAGAUCCCUGAAACGUCACUCCUGACACCACGCUGAAAGGAUGGAGGACGCUGGCAGUUCCCAGAGCCCCAGGGAGACCGGAGUCAGGGGCUCCUGGGGAAGCCACGCCAGGAGGGCACGGAGUUUUGGGGAAGAGAAAGAAGGAGGGGACACUCAGUGUCCCAGCCCCGGGCUAAGUCACUGAGCCGAACGGCAGCGAACCUCCCGCCUGGGGGCUCCGGUGGGCCGGAGUGUGUCUGCAGGAAGGAGGCCGAGUCCUGGUCUCCCCAGGCUGGGCCCCGAAGGGAGGGUGGGGAGGGCUGGGCCAGCGUGACUGUAGCGGGGGUGGGGUGAGGGCGGGGCCUGUGUGUGGGAAGGCUGCUCUCCGCGCUUCUCCUCAUUAAAGCAUUGGCUGC